This is a messenger RNA of Pongo pygmaeus (Bornean orangutan), 4550 nucleotides long. It is a transcript of the gene DIPK2A, whose product is annotated as divergent protein kinase domain 2A. Gene Ontology annotation, cellular component: COPI vesicle coat. The coding region runs from base 714 to 2006 and encodes 430 amino acids. Gene Ontology annotation, biological process: cardiac muscle cell proliferation; regulation of phosphatidylinositol 3-kinase/protein kinase B signal transduction. Lineage: Eukaryota; Metazoa; Chordata; Mammalia; Primates; Hominidae. The record is from RefSeq and is a predicted model, not a curated record. The transcript is spliced from 3 exons.
AAGAUGGCUGUAAUUAAGAGUCUUUCUGAAACCAGAAACCGCGAGUUCAUGCCCCCACCUCAAGAGCCCGAGCUUCCCCCUCUCUGAACCGCCCCCACACCCGCUCCCGCGAACUCCCGCUUACGCUUUCCGGGCGGCGCGCGACGCGCUCGCUCCGCCCCUCUGGCCCCGCCCCCCGGCCCCUCUUCUUGCUCUCAGGAGAGCCAACGCGCACAAGCAAGGGUGUGCGGCUCUGAGACGUGCGUUGCUGCUUCUGGGUGUGAGACAUCCUAGCUCCUCUUCCCCUUCCGUGAGUCCCUCCUUUCCUCGCAGACCCCACUCGUCGUGGCUGGCUGCCGCCGCAGCUCUCGUGCCAAGCCGGCAGUGCGCGUGCGCGCGGGCACGGGCGCGCGACCGUCGGGCCCCCGCGCUCCCUCCCCUUCCCGCUCCUCUAUAACUUGGCUGGCGUGGAGGAGGCGCCGCCGGAGUCGGAAGGCGGGGAGCUAGGAGGAGGGAGCUCGAGAGUUGUGGGGACUAGUGACUGGGAGAAGUCGCAGCCCGCUCAGGCCCGCGCCUUCCCGCUCGCCGUCUUCCUCUCACACACCUACUCAGCCCCAGCCCGCGCGCUAGCUCCUUCUCUCGCCCGGGGUUCCUGCCGGUAGCUCUCCGGGUCUUGGCGCGGCGGGGGCGCCCCGGGGGUGCCCUCGCCCUCCCGUUGCGGGCGGGCGGGCGGUAUGUGGCGCCUGGUGCCCCCGAAGCUGGGCCGACUGUCCCGCUCGCUGAAGCUGGCGGCGCUAGGCAGCCUGUUGGUGCUGAUGGUGCUGCACUCGCCGUCGCUGCUCGCCUCUUGGCAGCGCAACGAGCUGGCCGACCGGCGCUUCCUGCAGCUCAAUAAGUGCCCGGCGUGCUUCGGCACGAGCUGGUGCCGCCGCUUCCUCAACGGGCAGGUGGUAUUCGAGGCGUGGGGCCGCUUGCGCCUGCUGGACUUCCUCAACGUGAAGAACGUGUACUUCGCGCAGUACGGCGAGCCCCGCGAGGGCGGCCGCCGCCGAGUCGUGCUCAAGCGCCUCGGCUCGCAGCGCGAGCUGGCGCAGCUCGACCAGAGCAUCUGCAAGCGGGCCACCGGCCGGCCCCGCUGCGACCUGCUGCAGGCCAUGCCCCGGACCGAGUUCGCGCGCCUCAACGGCGACGUGCGUCUCCUCACGCCCGAGGCGGUGGAAGGCUGGUCGGACCUGGUGCACUGCCCCUCGCAGCGCCUUCUCGACCGCCUGGUGCGCCGCUACGCGGAGACCAAGGACUCGGGCAGCUUCCUGCUCCGCAACCUCAAGGACUCGGAACGCAUGCAGCUGCUGCUGACCCUGGCCUUCAACCCUGAGCCGCUGGUGCUACAGAGUUUUCCAUCUGAUGAAGGUUGGCCAUUUGCAAAGUAUCUUGGAGCUUGUGGAAGAAUGGUGGCUGUAAAUUAUGUUGGAGAAGAACUGUGGAGUUACUUUAAUGCGCCAUGGGAAAAACGAGUUGACCUCGCUUGGCAAUUAAUGGAAAUAGCAGAACAGCUUACAAACAAUGACUUUGAAUUUGCACUCUACCUCCUGGAUGUCAGCUUUGACAAUUUUGCAGUUGGUCCUAGAGAUGGGAAGGUAAUCAUUGUGGAUGCUGAAAAUGUUUUGGUUGCUGACAAAAGGUUAAUUAGACAAAAUAAACCUGAAAAUUGGGAUGUAUGGUAUGAAAGCAAGUUUGAUGACUGUGAUAAGGAGGCUUGCUUAUCAUUUUCAAAAGAAAUUCUUUGUGCUCGUGCCACUGUGGACCACAAUUACUAUGCUGUUUGUCAGAACCUCUUAUCCAGACAUGCCACCUGGCGUGGCACUUCUGGAGGACUCCUUCAUGAUCCACCAAGUGAAAUUGCCAAAGAUGGCCGGCUCGAGGCCUUGCUGGAUGAGUGUGCCAACCCAAAGAAGCGCUAUGGCAGAUUCCAGGCUGCAAAAGAACUGCGUGAAUACCUAGCACAAUUAAGUAACAACGUGAGGUAGUCUAUGGUGAACUUUUCUUUUUUUCUCCAUUUAAACAGCACUGGCUAAAACUAAACCACCAAAAAACGAUCUGAAAAAAUGAAAUUUGGAAGUGUUACAUUCAGAGGAUGAUAAACUUGCACUGAUAGAUCUUAAUGUUAACGUCCAUCAAAAUAAGACAUUACUUCAAAAAUCACAUGAUGCUUCUGCAAAUAAGUAUGUUCUUAUACUUUGGAGGCUUGAGCUGUCAUCAGCUGCUCCCCACUACCCCGGAAUGCUUGAGUGGAUUAAUGAAUAUUGUUAAGCUGUUGGAAAUGAGUCUGAUAGUACAUUGGCUUGUGUAUCAAAGGGUACUUGGUACUUAGUUUGCAUUUACUAUCAUGAUUUUGUGAAUCUCUUGCAUUUACUUUGAAUGUCAAGUCAGAUUGGCCUGUUUUAUAGGCCGCUUUUUCCUUCUGAUGUGUAGGGUUUUUUCCCAUUUUUGUUUUUUUUUUUUUAAAUUAAAUUUUGAAAAUUCAGGUUACUGUAGGUGUUCAUUUAAAUUUUUACUAGUUCUCAUUCAGUGCUAUUUGGUACAUAUUUACUGUUAGGGCAGGAUUCCCAGGUUUACUGUGUUUUUUUUUUUUUAAAGAAAGCUAAAUAUUACAUUAUGUAAAUACUUCUUUUCACCAACUUCUGUAGUUUCACCAUUGCAUGGUGUCAUUUCAGGUUAUUUAACAGUUAUAUCCCUCUGUGCCAAUAAUUACAAGUGUACACUAAACAUGAAGUUUGGCAUAUGUUGCAAAAUGUCAUUUUAUCUUUUCUAAAGGCUUUAAGAAGAAUAUACUAGAAUCUAUAUAUUGAUGUUAAUUUUGAUUCAGAAAAAAAUACAACCCAGUAUCUAAAAAGUGUUAACUAGUCCAAGAUAGUAAUGCAUAUGCCAAAGAAAUAUUACACCUAAUCUCAUGUUUAGAAUUUAAAAUAGAAUUGGUCACCUACUUAUUCUUACCACCCUACUUCCAGUAUUUUAGCUCUGUCAUUAUUAAAUUCAGAUCUUCCUGAUUGUUCUUUCUGUUGAAAGUUAAACUACUGCUUUCAAGUAAUUUAAAGUUAUCCUACCUUUUAUUCAUGGGUAGUUUUGCAAAAUUAACAUGGUAGCCAUUGUUUGAAUUUAAUCGGGCAUCAUAACCUUUUAUUUAUUGAGGAACUAAUCAUUAUUACUGUAAAGCAGACAAGUUAGCCAGUCAGCCCACUUUGGUCUUCUUUACCUAAUGGUUAAACAUCAAAACAUCAAAUUUAAUUAUUUGCAUAGAAAUGUGUGGGCUCUUUAAAAAAUGUUACAGUAUAUAAGUUGACUGUCACUAACAGGUAAUAUUUUUCUGUUUGAAGUUGUUACUUUUGUUUACAGCAAAGUUUGAUGUAGUGUGCAGUAGUGAGCUCUAGACUGAUCUUUUUCUAAAUCAGAAAGUGAUUAAAGUAUGCACAACCAAAGCCAGGUUUUUCUUUUUCAUUUAUUCAGCAACUAUUUAUUAAGCAUCAACUCUGUGCCAGGCACGUUACUAGCUGCUACAUACUGUCUGAACAUGACAUACGGUUAAGUAACUUUACAAUUAUUAUCAAAUACUUCAAUGUAGAUAUUUCUUAAGUUGAAAUAUCAUUAACUAGGAUAAUGCUUUCAUGUUAUUUUAUUGUCUUGUGAUAGAAAUUCAACUUGUACCAUCUAAAACUAGGUUGCUAUAAAAAUGGGAGGAUGAAGUCAAUAAAGUUAAUCCCAGUUUAAAAACUGGAAGGAAAAGGUAAGAGCUCUCCAUUAUAAAAUAGUUGCAUUUGGUUAAUUUUUACACAUUAGUGCAUUGCAUAUAUCAACUGGCCCUCAAUGAAGCAUUUAAGUGCUUGGAAUUUUACUAAACUGACUUUUUUGCAACUUUGGGAGAUUUUUGAGGGGAGUAUUUAAAAUUGCCAAACACUCACCUCUUACUCAAAACUUCAAAUAAAAUACACAUUUUCAAAAGGGAGCACCUUUUAUAUUUGAUAAGUUUUCAUUAUAAACCUUACAAUACCAGUCACAAAGAGGUUGUCUGUCUAUGGUUUAGCAAACAUUUGCUUUUCUUUUUGGAAGUGUGAUUGCAAUUGCAGAACAGAAAGUGAGAAAACACUGCCAGCAGUGAUUGCUACUUGAGGUAGUUUUUUAUAACUACCAUUUCCCCUCCAUGAAAUUAUGUGAAAUUUAUUUUAUCUUUGGGAAAAGUUGAGAAGAUAGUAAAAGAAUUAGGAAUUUAAAAUUACAGGGAAAAAUAUGUAAGUGAAAAGCAAUAAAUAUUUUGUUCACUUUGCUAUCAAGAUGUUCACUAUCAGAUAUUUAUUAUAUGGCAGCAAUUUAUAUUUUUAAUCAUUGCCCAUUAAUAGACGCAGUAAAAUAUUUUUGAAUCAGACAUUUGGGGUUUGUAUGUGCAUUAAAAUUGUCUUUUGUACUGUAAGUUACUGUUAAUUUGAAUAUUUUAUCGAACUGUCUCCCUGUGCCUUUAUAAUAUAAAGUUGUUUCUACAACUUUUAAUGAUCUUAAUAAAGAAUACUUUAAGAAUCACA